UGUCAUUUAAUUAAUUCUUCAAUAUGUUUUUUGCAUAAAUUCAUUCGAUUAUAAAACAGUUACAAAACUAAUACAUAAUAUGAUUUUCCAUGGGAAAUUAUUGCAUUUUUUAUGCAUCUACUAUUCUGCUGCGCUUCUAAGUGUUAAAAGUUUUAAAAGUUGUAAAAUUUUGGGCGUUUUCCCCUUUCAAUCAAAAAGUCACAAUAUCAUGUUCGAGCAAUUAAUGAAGGGUUUGGCACUGCGUGGGCAUAAAGUGGAUGUUAUCACUCAUUUUGAAUUAAGAAAUCCACCAAGUAACUAUCGAACAAUUAUUAAUUUUAGUGAAAUUAAGCACAACUUGCUUAAUCUGACAAAUAAUUUGCCAAUAGACAAAAUUUUGAAACACGAUAUGCCAUACUAUCUCGCCAUCUUGCCAGGAAAUGAAAUUUGUCGAUUAUUAUCUAAUGAGAAAAUGCAACAAUUCAUUAAAAAUCCGCCAAAUAAGUACGAUCUCAUCAUUACCGAGGCUUUUGCAGCAAAUUGCUAUUUUGGUUUGGGCUUCGUACUAAAAGCACCAGUCAUAACGGUGUCUACAAUGAUGGAAUUUCCAUGGACUUUUAAUUCAAUCAGAAAUCCCGAUUCAACCGCUUUCAUUGCAAAUGUAUUUUUUGGAUCGUCAACAAUUGAGACAUUUUUCGAUCGCUUAAGAAAUACAAUGACUGUCCAUCUCGGCAGAAAUAGAUUUUACGGAAUGGCCGACAAAACUCAGACAGAAUUAAUGAGAAAAUAUUUGAGUCCAGACAUACCAAAUAUACGAGAAGUGGAAAAAAAUGUUGCACUAAUGUUUACAAAUUGCCAUUACACAUUUUUUGGAGUGAGACCUCUCAGUCCAGCUAUAAUUUCCAUAGCUGGUUUGCAUGUUGAACAAAAUACUGAUGAGCUCUCAUCGGAAUUGAAAAAAUGGAUGGAUGACAGUGUACAUGGUGUAAUUUAUUUCACAUUUGGUUCAAUGUUACUCAUUGAAAGCCUUCCUAAAAAAGUUAUUCUCAAAUUUUAUGCUGCAUUUUCCAAAAUAUCACCUGUUAGAGUUUUAAUGAAGGUAGCUAAUGAAAAUAUGUUGCCUCCAGGUCUUCCUGAAAAUGUGCUCACAUUUGCAUGGAUACCUCAAAUUCCAAUUUUAAAACAUAAUAAUACCAAAGUUUUUAUGACACAUGGUGGUCUGAUGGGAAGUCAAGAAGCACUUUUUUAUAGUGUUCCUCUCAUAGGAUUUCCGCAAAGCGUUGAUCAGUUUAUAAAUGUUGACGUUUUAGUGAGGAAAAGUAUGGCAAUUCAAAUGGAUCAUGAAACAAUGACAACUGAACACUUAAUUGAUUCUUUAAAUUUAAUUCUCUCGGAUGCAACCUACAAAAAUGCUGCUGUACGUGAAUCUCGUAUUUUCCGAGAUCGACCAAUGAGGGCAAUGGAAACUGCAAUUUUUUGGGUGGAAUACAUAAUUAGAAAUGGACCCAAUUCAUUGAAAUCACCGGCUAUUGAUUUACAUUGGUGGCAAGUCGAACUCUUGGACGUUUACGCAUUUUUAAUAAUCUCAUUUAUCAUAAUUUUAUAUAUUUUUAUAUCUCUUAUCACAAGAAUUAUUCUUGUUAUGCAAACUGCAUAAAAAGACAAUUAAAUUUCUAGACUAAUUUCAAUUGAUUUUUGCUAAUAAUAAAGAAUCUCGUUAUUCCAA
Leptopilina heterotoma is the source of this 1705-nucleotide messenger RNA. Its product is annotated as UDP-glucosyltransferase 2-like. The coding region runs from base 80 to 1636 and encodes 518 amino acids. The record is from RefSeq and is a predicted model, not a curated record. Gene Ontology annotation, molecular function: UDP-glycosyltransferase activity. NCBI's taxonomy places the organism in Eukaryota, Metazoa, Arthropoda, Insecta, Hymenoptera, Figitidae. The transcript is spliced from 6 exons.